GCCAGAGUACCUGCCUGCCACCACCUGCCUGUGGAGGAGAGACUGUAAAGAUGGAGGCCAAAGGUGACAUCAAUCUUGUAAAGGGGCAAACAACCUUCAUGUUGGAGCUAUACCGUGCUGUGUUGUCCAAGGGUGGUGAAGUUAGUACGAGCAAGGAGAACAAAAAGCUACUGAACGUAGCACUCUCGCCCAUGAGCAUUACUCUCGCACUGGCGGUUGUCUCUGGCGGGUCAGCCGGAAACACGUUAACGGAAAUAAUCGACGUUCUCCGGCUUCCUACAAAUCUGGCUGCUGCUCAUUCCUCCUUGACAUUUCUGCGCAGGAAUCUGCUCGGAGGGCCCACCUCUGCCUCCACUUCAGAUUCAGCUGCAGCCGCGAAAGUUCAGAUCGCGACCGGACUUUGGGUGACUGAUCGGCUGCCAUUGAAAAAGGAGUAUGAGGAUCACGUUGCCUUGUACGAGGCUCGUGUGGUCCCUGCAGAUUUUGUGGGGGCAGCAUCACAAGUGCGUGAAGAAAUCAACCGGUGGGUGAGCAAUCAGACAUCAGGAAAGAUACAGCAGGUCGUCCCUGAAGGCCUGCUUCGUGAAGCCUCUGUCUUUGUGCUUGUUAACGCGCUCUACUUCAAAGGGUCGUGGCAGGAAGUCUUCUGUAAACGGUAUACUGCCCCUGGGAACUUCAUGAUACCGGCCAAAGGUGGUGGCUUGGAGACUGUUGCAUACUGUAACGGUGCAGACCAGAACAAGAACCGACCUCUCAAUACAAAGUACAAGAUAGCGUAGCAGAAGACUUAGAUACCAAUGAUCCGAACAAUCAAUAUUGCAAUGCAGC
Messenger RNA from Chara braunii, 828 nucleotides. The record is from the annotation of a GenBank genome assembly. Lineage: Eukaryota; Viridiplantae; Streptophyta; Charophyceae; Charales; Characeae.